This is a messenger RNA of Pocillopora verrucosa, 6063 nucleotides long. The record is from RefSeq and is a predicted model, not a curated record. Lineage: Eukaryota; Metazoa; Cnidaria; Anthozoa; Scleractinia; Pocilloporidae.
UCCAUUCGAGACAUUGUUUAGCAAACAUCGUCGAUCUUGUUUGUUUGGUCGUAGUUGGUUGAUCUCACAGCGUCAUAAGCUGUCGGCGGAACCACUGGAAUAGGAAAUCGAUCCUGUGAACUUCUUUUUUCAAGCAUGUCGAGUCAGAUUCGACUGAAGAAGAAAAGAGAAGCUGUUCGUAGGCUUUCACAGGGUUCUGGAGCUCCUGGUUACCCUCGCGAUCAUCGUUCUGCCUUGUCAUUACAAGCUCCUGGGCAGCCACUUCAAAUGAGAAAAUUUCCAGGUCAGCACGAGACAAAGAGACAGCAUCCAAGUGUGCCAGGUCAAAGACCAGCUAAGAGAAGCUAUGUUAGUCCACUUGACCACAAUCCUGCCACAAGUGAUAAUGCAGAAGCAAAGCAGAUCAAACAUACUGAGACAGUAAAUUUUGGUUUUGUUGCUACAGCUGCUUCAAUGAUUACUCCCUCAUCUCAAUCUAUAUCUCAGUCUACAAUUGCUAAGCCUGAUACUUCUUCAGCAGUUUUAGCCAAACCAGUUUUCAGCUCAGGAUUUCCAGCAUCGGUAUCAAAUUUUCAACAAAAUGCAGUUCAGUCUUCAGGGGAAGCUAGUACCUCCAUCAUAUCUACAGCUAGUAGUGGUUUUGCAACAGGAUUUGGCAUGAGUCAAACUAAUGCAGAUGCUUUUGCAACCUCAUCUGGAAAUGUUUUUGUGCAAAGCUCUCAACCAGCAGCAUCUUUGUUUGGGCAAUCACAGACCUCAAACCCUGUCUCCAGCUCAGGCUUUCAAAGUAACAAUUCAUUGGCUUUGGAUUCAUCAUCAGCAAACACCAGCUCAAGUAUUCUUUCUAAUCUUGUUGCUUCUGUAAAGGAGCCAUCAUCUAACUUAACAUUCAGUGGUUUUAAAAACUUAGGACCUUCUUCUUCAGCAGAAGUCUCAUCAAGUAGUGUUUUUGGCACCAAAAGUGGAAGUGAAACAGUGAAAAUCAGUGAUUCAACUUCUUUAACUUUUGGAGCAUUGGCUGCUCCAUCUCUCCAGGUUAAAUCUACUGCAGUCUCAAACCCUCCAUUUGCAGUAGCAUCUCCGGCCAAGUCAAAUACAUUUGGUGUGGCUGCUACAGUUAAACCACAGACAAGAAUUUUUGGUCAGUCCUUAAAUGCAGGAAAAGGGCAACAGCUGGCAAAGGAAAACAAGGAAAAAGUUACAGAAGAUAAAUUGCAAACUGUGGAUAUUUCCCUUCUGAAGACAUUGGUAAUCAGGGAUAUUCCUGAGUCUUACAACAAGAAUGCAUGGCUGAAGAGGUUCUAUUCACAAUUUGGAGUGGUUUCAAAGGUCCUGUGCACUGCAGUCAAGAGGAGUGCAACUGUGACAUUUACAACUCAUGAAGGUGCAAGGUUGGCUAAGAAGGAAGGCAAGAUUCUGAAAUCUGGUUUGCAGCCUGUGAAAAUUUUUUGGAAGCAGCAAGGUCGCAAAAGGACAACAUCAGAGAGUGAGCAGCCUUCCAGUCCAGAGAAAAUAAAGAAGAUUUCUGCUCAGACUGCACCUUCAGAAAAACAAACCCAGCAGAGGAUAAAGAUGUCACAAGCUUUGAAGGAUAUUCAAGAAUAUUUGAAGUCAGUUCCAGCAAGUGAAAGUGCUGGGGAUAAACUUCAAGUUUUGGAGGGAAUUGACAAAAAACUAAGAUUAGUGUUCGAAAGGUCAUCUGACAUAAGUUCUGCUAAAGCUGUCAUUGGAACUUGCAAAGACAUGUGUCCUGAGAAGGAAAGGUACAUGCGAGAGCAUCAAAGAAGACUGAGUGUGUUUGAGGUUGUGUCUGGGACAGGCAGCUUUGAUGAAAAUCCUCAAGUCAAUCACACCCGUGCAGUCAAGGAAUAUGACAGAUCUGCCGCUGAUAAGGAAGAGCCAUUGCCCCAUGAGCUCCGCCCUGUGCCAGUCCUCAGGAUGACCAUGGAUUAUCUGGCCACAAACAUCAUGGAUCUGUGUGAAGGAAGGGAAGGAGAGUGGUUUGAUUUUCUCUGGAACAGAACCAGGGGAAUCAGGAAGGAUAUUACCCAACAGCACUUAUGUGACCCUGAUUGUGUCGAUCUUGUAGAGAAAACAGCCAGGUUUCAUAUAUUUUGCGCCCACUUUCUGUGUGAGGCAGACAUGAAUUCCUUUGAUGCAAAAAUCAAUACUGAGAAUUUAACCAAAUGCCUGCAAACUUUGAAACAGUUUUACGGAGAUCUCCUUAAAGACAAGGGAGUAACAUGCCCGCAAGAAGCAGAGUUUAGAGCUUAUGACAUUUUGCUGAAUUUGAAUGAAGGAGACAUUCUUAGGGAAGUGAUGACAUUUCGAGAUGAGAUUCAACAGUCACCUGAAGUGAGAUUCGCCAUGGCUGUUUUCCAUGCUCUCAAUAGUAACAACUUUGUCAGAUUUUUCCGUCUUCUCAGAAACGCUAGCUAUCUCAGUGCUUGCCUACUGCAUCGAUACUUCACUCAGGUUCGCAGCAAAGCCGUGCAGACGUUAAAUCACUCGCUGAGUAUUCCAAACAGAACCACACCUUUCCAGCUUAAGGAACUUGCAGACAUUUUGGCAUUUGAAAAUGAGUCUGAGGCUGAUGAGUUUUGCACGUUCCACGGUCUAACAGUAACAGAGGGGUUCGUAAACUUUGCUCGUUCUUCUUUCAUUGAGCCCGAGUCUAAGCUUCCCGCAAAGAGAGCCUGGAAACUAAUCGAAUCCAAACGAAGCUGUUCCAUUGGAGAGGUGGUUUACAACGGACCACUUCCAACCCCCCCUCAGCAUCAACCAUGCCUCAGCUUCAGUGAAGACGGCCGCUACAUCGGUGACUUAACGGACCUGCAUUCUACACUAGUUCCCACUCAGAUUGAACCUGCUAAACCCACAGUGUCUUACUCCGAAGAGGAAAUACAAAAUUUUACCAAGACACUGUUCUUGGAAGUGAUGAACGAAAUGUGUGCAGACAUUACAAAGGAAGCCAUUGACAAGGUACAUGUUGAUCUUCAAUUGUCCACGAAGAUUACAGAUACGAUUUACGAGGAGACGAUAUCAGAGUUCAUAAGAGAAACAGCAAAUACAUUGUUUACCGAGGAACUCAGUAAAAAAAGAAUUGCUCAGGAAAACGCGAUCACUCGAGAGCGUGUGUCACGCACUAUUCACGAUGACUUAACAGAGGAGUUUGUUUCUCUUGAAAGUACGAGGAUUGCGGAGGUGGUCAUAAGAGAAGUGCGCUUGGAGCUUCUGAAAUUGGCCAGAGAAAGAAUUUCACAAGAGAUUUGCCAGUCCUUGAUAGAGGAGAAAAUCUCGGCUGAAGUAGAAGAAAUUGCUGAGGAAGUAUUGCAGGAGGCAAAGGCAGAAAGAGACGCUAAGUUGCAGCUAUUGGCCGGCUAUGUUAUAAAGAGUAGAACUGCAAAAUAUUUCGAAAGGUGGCACACAGCAUUCCGCGCUAGUGUGCAUUUAAAGGGACUUCUUAACACUUUUCCUCCUGGACCUCCCAUGGUCAGCAUCGAUAAUCAACUUCAGCAACUUGUGGGACCCAGAACACAGGACGUCACCAUGGCUGUUAUAAGGACUGAUGCCCAUGAAAGUGAAAUCCGUAAUGUAUUGGAGAAAAGACAAGCACAUAUGGAGUACAGCAGAAAACAAGUAUGCCGUCCGCUGGACGUACCAUUGUUGCUUGCAGACUCGAUGAGAUCUCAGCCAGUCGCUCAAAGAUUAUGUCCCAGCUCCCCGGUUUAUUGGAAAUUGAUUCUAUCGCUACCAGAGAUGCGCGAUGGCCUUAAAUUCACCGGUGAUCACGAGAGCGGGCUUGACGUUUGUUCUAUGAUCAGGGAAAAGUUGAAAAGAGGAUUUUAUCCAGUCAGUGACAACAUUCCUCAUGGACUCAAGAGAAAAAUUGAUUUGUUAGCACUCUAUGGUGCGGAAGUCCGUGGCGUUCCCUUACAGAACAGAGUGAUGAAAAUUUGCACCAAGGCCUGUUAUGGCGUUUUGACGAACACAGAAGUAAGAGAAGCGAUGGAAACGCGGCAGUUUUUCGGAUCUCACGCGGCCAUCUUUGUUGUUGACGGGAAAGAACUUCAGCGCAGUCCAGAGGCCUCAAGAGAAGCUCACAUUCGCCUGAGACGUAUACUUGAAAGCAAGCCACCUGAACCGAGACUACCAGUCGCUGUGAUAGUAAUUGACCACGAAGGAAAUUCGACAACCGAAGCAGAUAUGUUAUUCCGUCUGGGUGUUCAACAGCUAAAAGCAGAUGGUCUCCUAUCAGAGUGCAAUUUAUCUACAGUCAGCUCGCUCUCAGGCCACCAAGAAGAUCUGUCUCAAAAGCUUUGUUCGGCAAUAACUUGGUUAGGACGUCACAUGGCUCGAUGCAGUCUCCCAAAGACCGACAACGUAGGGAACUUCAUUGAGAACGGUCUUCAGAGAUUCUUCACCACACCACUGGCGGAGGAUGUGUUUGUCAGACGACAAGCCAAAUUGGAUCAACAGUGUCCAGAAGCUAUUGUUGAAUUAUACAACAGCGCUUUGGAACAUUUAGGAGCCGUUGCUUCCUCGAGGAGUUUACAAAAUCUGUCCUGGCCGAUGAAAGAAUUCAGCGAUAGAGAAAACGGGGAGCAUGAUGUACCAGAUGCUACAUGGAACAGUUACGAGAACUUACAAAGGAUGAAUACACUUAUUACUUCAUUAAAACUGCCUCCACCUCCACCAGCGGCUGUUGAUGGCACAUGGGAGUCUGAAAGUAAUUUAUGUCUAGAAUACGCUCGAAGGUUAUCACCAGACACCGCCAGCCUGUUAAACAGCAGGUCAACGUAGAGCGCUUUGCGGCGAACAGGCUUGGGAGGUACUUCUAAUUCUAGUAGCUGACAAAUGUUUGGAAACAUUCCAAGUUUAAGUCGCUCCAGAGAUCCUCCCUUGGCCAUGGUACAGAUAUCGUGCUGAUCGUAAGUGAUGGGAUGCUGUAGCGUGAUGGAUAGGAUUGUUUCUCUUGCCAUGGUAAAGUUUUCCUCUUCUACUACAGCUUGGAUUUCAGCAUCGUCGGAUGUUUGCCGUCGGACCUUCGCUGCAAGACGUGAGAGAUAUAAAGUGCACUGCUGCGGGGUUGCAGCGAGCCUGUCUGCGGCACCUUUUCCACCCUGUGGGUCAGAAAAGUCAAUGCGCUUGAUUUCGAUGCCGGUGCAGGAGGAUAUCACUUGGCAUGAGAGUACGGUGGACGACGAAUGAUAACAUCCUGCGUUAUCUUGGCGAAAGAACUUCUUGUUAAUCUCAUUGUGCUCCAGCUUGAUGGUAUUCAGGACAUCCUGCAUGAUUUUAACCACUGCAGCACUGCCUUGAUUGCACGACUGGAUUAUGUGCAGAAAGCCCUGUCACUGGACUACCCCGUUCACACGACGGUAGACGACAGAAACGUGCCAGGAGAUGCCUCGCUUACCAAACCAGUCUGUUUGGGACUCUCUGUAUUUUUGUGGCAGGAACUUCAUGGCCCAGUCGUUAAUUAUCAAGACAGUGUUGUCGUCAAGUUUCUCCAGUGCAUCUAUUCUCGCUUGGUCUUGGUUAGCUGAUCUAAGGAUGUGGCAUUUCCAGGAUAUUAUGGCCAGCUGGGCUGUCUGGAAUAUAAAUAGCGCUUCGUCUUUCGCGUUCUGAGUCGGAAAGGUCGUCUCGCCAAGGACGCGUUCAAUCUUUGCCAGAGUUUCCUGAAGACUUUGACAACGGCCACAAAGAUGAGUGUGUUGGUGACUGCAUUGUUGCUGGUAAUCUGCAUCACUACUGUCGCUAAGAGCAAACAACACACAGUGGUCUGCUACGUUAGAGAGGCUAGUGACAUGAACCUAUUGACAAAACAAAGUUGAGAUUACUGUUUGUCUGUGCUUAUACUUCAAUAUAAUAUUUAAUCAAAUGAUUUUUUACUCUAACAAAUAUUAUUAACGUAAGGGGGCGAAUAACUUUUAACCUUAACCUUAGAAAAGACCACUAUCCUCGUGCGCGCAUUGUUAAUCUCGAGAAUUUAUGUAAGCUAGUUACACGUACACCAUUUAUAGAAGAAAAAGAGUACAAAAUAUAUAUUUUUUUACGGAA